Molecule: messenger RNA, 1092 nt
Organism: Glycine soja
Lineage: Eukaryota; Viridiplantae; Streptophyta; Magnoliopsida; Fabales; Fabaceae
Exons: 3
Coding region: 71-673 (200 amino acids)
Source: RefSeq, a predicted model, not a curated record
CGUGCGCCUAAUGACGGUAUAAAAGGUGGCAUUUCCGCUUUCUCUCUCGCUCUUUCCGUUUUGAAUUACAAUGGCGGAAGAAUUAUCAACAGCGAUUCCGCAAUCGCAAGCAAGCUCCACGAAGAAACGCGCUUCAAAGAACGAAAAGCUGUGCCUCGAGGACUACCUUCACCUCGUUCACUCUCGCCAAACGCUUCAGCUCACCAUGAAUCAACUCAAUCAGGUCAUCCGCAUUCACGGCUUCAAGAAAAUCCACCACGCUCCUAAGAAAGUGCUGGUGCAAGCGGUGGAGUCGCUGGAUCUGGUGGAUCUGCCGCGGUCAACGGUGAGCGAGAGCGUGUCGGCGUUCGCGGCGGUGGCGCUGGAGGACGUGGUUGCAGAUCUCGGCGAGCUCAGCUGGCAGGAGUGCUGCGUGACCUCCGUCGAGAAGAUCAGCUUCUCCGACGGCCAGAGCGUGUUCCCUGCUGCUUGCUCCGAUCAGAGCCUCCGCGUCGUGAACCACUCGCUGUCACAGGCUCAGAAAGAGAACAGGAUCGACGAAACCCGUAACCCAAUCCCUGAAGCUUCUAGUAAAGACCUGAAACCAACGAAAAUGGUGCUGAAGCGGAAGAGGAGCAACCUUCGCGACUCUGUUGCCUCGACUUUGGAUUCCGCUUCUCUCGCUUCGUGCUGAAUGAAUGAACGACCUUCGGUUACUUCUCUCUCUCUUGAUCUCUCUCCUCUCCUCUCUGGUCUUUUAUUUCCCAUCUUCCACAUUUUAUAGCAACAUACUAACUUGUAAGGAUAUUGAAAUUUGAAAGUAAAAAAUAACAUGCAAGUAUAGGCUAAGAAUUAUUGCAGUGUCUUCAUAUGAAGUUGCAUAAAGUGUAGUUUCUUUUUCUCCUAGUGGGAACUAUGGCCAAUCAAUAGGAAACAAUAACAAUGUAAACCUGUAUCUAGCUAAUGCAAAUGAGUAAUCAGCAGUUCUAUGUUUCAUUCUCAAAAACGUGCAUUUGCAUCAAAUCCCAUGGUGCCACCAAGAAUCGGCCUCAGUAAAAAUGUAAUGAAUGGAUAAAUUAAAGUAGUCAAAUAGAAAUGAGAAAGAUUUCUAAA